GGGAGAUAGAAGCGAGCAGAGAGAGAGGCGCGCGGAGAGAGGAAGAGAGGGAGAGAGAGAGGUCUGCAGUCUGAUUCUUGGCGUCGCGCAGACCCAAGACGACGCUGUGGCCACGCGCUGCGAUCCUGGGAUUACUUCUGCGGCUCGCUCCGACCCGUUCACUGACUAGAAACGGUCCGACGGGGACCGACAACUUCUCUACGUCUCCGUCAGGUCCUCUUUCAUCCGGGAAUCAGCUGCGCGGCUCUCCAUCACUCUGCGCCGGUUGGAAUCUCCUCUGCUGCCCAAAGCAAACGUGGAAUAUCGACAGAUGAUUUUAUUAAGUGGAAAUAAAACAGACAUACGGACAAACAAGUGCUGCGGGAGAAAGUGAAGGAAGGUUUUUCUGGGCUUUGUGGUGCUGGUUCUGGGAGGAUCUGUGGCAUAUGUGGAGCAGACGAAGGAUUUUGGUGUGUCCCCCCCCCACCCCCUGCUCUUGUGCACAUCACUGACCACUUGUCCCCUUCGUGGCUUCUUUUCCCCCCCUACCUUCUUAAGACGUAAAAUUUAUCUUCUGAGAGACACUGAACCCCUCAGUCCCCGCAUGACAUGGUUCAGUCCAGCUGCGAGAUCCGAGCCUCCUUCAUGCAUUGGGAUUUUUCUCAGCUCCGACACCGAGUCAAACCCCCUUCUCUGAGCAUCUGAAAAGUCGCCGCGCCUGCCAAACCAGAGAGGAAAAAAAAAAAGGAAAAAUAUAUAUAUAUAUAAAAAAAACGCCAUGACCGUCGCUUCCAAUCUGGACGGGGCGUCGGGACUUGGGAGGAAAGUGGAAUGCGUAUGCAAGAGAGGGGACGGAAUACGGGGCAUGUCUCUGAUGAGGGCAGGAGUACAGGCGCACCACUGGAGCCGGCUGCUGCUCCUAUACAUGGGACUUCUGGCCACCUCAGUGAAGGCUCAAAACUGCAGUUACACACUACACAGUCCCAAUGGGACAAUAGAGAGCCCUGGAUAUCCGUAUGGUUAUCCCAACUACGCCAACUGUACAUGGGUUAUCGUGGCAGCGGAGCACAACCGGAUACAGCUAGUGUUUCAAGGUUUUGCCCUAGAGGAGGAUUUUGACAUCUUGUCAGUGUACGAUGGGCCUCCAAGCCCCGGAAACCUGAGGACAAGGCUAACAGGGUUUCAGCUGCCCCCUCCCAUUGUAAGCACAGGCUCCAGGCUUACGUUGUGGUUACUGUCUGACUAUGCGGUCAGCGGACAGGGAUUCAAAGCUGUCUAUGAAGCCUUGCCCAGUUACACCUGCGGUAACCCUGGACAGCUUCUGAACGGCCAGCAUCAGGGGUCCACCUAUAACAUCGGAGACAAAAUCCGGUACAGCUGCAGCCCCGGCUAUGUGCUCGAGGGUCACACCACACUAUCCUGCCUCGCCACUUCAGCUGGCACUGCAGCCUGGGAUUUCCCUCUCCCUUACUGCAGAGCGGAUGAUGGAUGUGGAGGGACACUGCGGGGUCAAAGCGGAGUGAUCACCACCCCCAAUUACCCAGCUGAGUAUAACAACAAUGCUGACUGCACCUGGACUGUGCUGGCUGAGCCAGGAGACACCAUUGCCCUGGUUUUCUCUGACUUUCAACUGGAGGAGGACUAUGACCUCUUGGAGGUCAGCGGCACUGAGGGAUCUUCACAGUGGUUCACUGGCCCUAACCUUCCCUCGCCAAUCAUUAGCAGCAAGAACUGGCUUCGCCUUCACUUCACCUCUGACGGCAAUCACAAGCUGAGAGGUUUCAGCGCUCAGUACCAAGUAAAAAAGAUGACAGAGCUCAAAUCUAGAGGUGUGAAGAUGCUGCCAAGCAAAGACAACCACCACAAGAUAUCCGUGUUAUCUCAGAUGGGUGUGGCACAAGGACACAACAUGUGUCCAGAUCCCGGGAUUCCAGAUCGAGGAAAAAGAAAAGGCUCUGACUUCAGACGUGGUGCCACUGUGCAUUUCUCCUGCGAUGAAGGUUAUGAACUCCAGGGCUCCAAGAGCAUCACUUGUCUCAGAGUGACAGACAGCUAUGUUGGCUGGAGUGAUGACCGUCCCAUCUGCAGAGCCCCCAUGUGUGGAGGACAGCUGAGAGGACCCAGUGGAGUUUUCACAUCUCCAAACUACCCAGUUCAGUACGACAACAACGCCAACUGCACUUGGAUCAUCACCGCCACUGAUUUGUCUAAGGUGAUCAAGCUGACCUUUGAGAAUUUUGACGUGGAAAGAGGUUAUGACACUCUUACAGUGGGAGACGGCGAGGUGGUAGGAGACCAGAAAACCAUCUUCCACGUCCUGUCUGGUACCACCACUCCAGACCUCGUGGUAAGCACCAGCCACCAGAUGUGGCUCAACUUCAAAACGGACGACACAAGUGGCUCCCUGGGCUUCAAGGUGUCCUACGAAGAAAUUGAACAAGGCAGUUGUGGAGAUCCUGGAAUCCCGGCUUAUGGGAAGCGGGAAGGAGCGGGCUUUCGUCAUGGGGACAAGCUGUACUACGAGUGCCUGCCUGCCUUUGAGCUGGUCGGAAAGAAGAACAUCACUUGUCAGAAGAACAACCAGUGGUCUGCCAAGAAACCCAGCUGUGUUUUUGCCUGUUUCUUCAACUUUACGACACCAUCAGGCGUGCUACUUUCUCCCAACUAUCCUCAGGAGUAUGGAAAUAAUAUGCACUGUGUGUGGCUCAUCAUUACCAACCCUGAGAGCCGAAUCAAUCUGGCCUUCAACGACCUCAGCAUGGAGAAGCAGUUUGACUUCCUCUCCAUCAAGGAUGGAGGAAAGGCUGAGUCUCCAAUCCUGGGAACUUUCUCUGGUGAUGUCCUACCUCCUCCUAUAACAACUAGUGCCCACGUGGCGCGACUGGAGUUCCUGACAGACCACACAUACACGGACAGAGGCUUCAACAUCACCUUCACUACGUUUCGACACAACGAAUGCCCGGAUCCAGGAGUUCCUGUUAAUGGAAAACGUUUUGGUGAAAACCUCCAACUGGGAAGUUCCAUAUCCUUCCUGUGUGAGGACGGCUUUGUUAAGACCCAUGGCUCUCAAACCAUCUCCUGCAUUCUUAAGGAUGGCAAUGUGGUAUGGGACAAUGCAGUUCCUCGUUGUGAAGCUCCAUGUGGAGGAGAUCUGAAGGCACCCAGCGGGAUCAUCCUCUCCCCUGGCUGGCCCGAAUUGUACAAGGAGGCCCUUAACUGUGAAUGGAUCAUCGAGGCUCCUCCGGGCUACCCUAUCAAGAUCAUAUUUGACAAGUUUCGCACUGAGGUCAACUAUGACGUCCUUGAGGUGCGGGACGGACGAUUUCCUUCUUCUCCUCUGAUUGGAAGCUACCAGGGCACCCAGGUUCCACAGUUCCUCAUCAGCACCUCAAACUUCCUGUACCUACACUUCUCCACUGACAAGAGCCACUCUGACAUCGGAUUUCGCAUACGUUAUGAAACCCUGCAGCUGCAGUCAGACCACUGUGUAGAUCCGGGCAUACCUGUCAAUGGGCAGCGCCACGGCCACGACUUCUUUGUGGGUGCUUUGGUAACAUUUAGCUGCGAAGCCGGCUACACUCUGAGCGACAUUGAGCCUUUAGAGUGCGAACCCAAUUUCCAGUGGAGUCGCCCCCUGCCCAGCUGUGAUGCACUGUGUGGGGGUUACAUCCAAGGCAACAGUGGAACCAUCUUGUCUCCAGGCUUUCCAGACUUUUAUCCACACAACCUGAACUGUACAUGGAUAAUCGAGACCUCUCAUGGCAAAGGUGUCCAGUUCACUUUCCACACCUUCCACCUGGAGAGCCCUCACGACUACCUGCUGGUGACGGAGAACGGAAGCUUCUCUCAGCCCCUCUGGAGACUGACAGGCUCUACGCUGCCGCCGCCGCUCAGCGCCGGCCUUUUUGGGAACUACACGGCACAGAUCCGCUUCCUCUCAGACUUCUCUGUGUCCUAUGAGGGGUUCAACAUCACUUUUUCAGAGUAUGACUUGGAACCUUGUGAGGAUCCUGGAAUUCCACCAUACAGUACCCGAAAAGGACUGCUUUACGGGGUCGGAGACACCCUCAUCUUUUCUUGUUUCCCAGGUUACCGACUUGAGGGUCCAGCAAGGGUUGUGUGUUUAGGGGGGAGGAGGCGGGUGUGGAGCUCCCCCCUGCCAAGGUGUGUUGCCGAAUGUGGCUCAUCCGUGACUGGCAUGCAAGGGGUGCUGCUCUCCCCUAACUACCCCGGUUACUAUGGCAACAACCACGAAUGCAUCUACUCCAUCCAAACGCAGCCUGGCAAAGGCAUCCAGCUACGAGCUAGAGAUUUCCGACUGGAGGAGGAUGACGUGCUCAAAGCCUUUGACGGCAGCAGCAGCAAGGCCCGUCUGCUGGGAGUGUUUACGGGAAACGAGAUGUUAGAUACAACCCUGAACUCCACUUCCAGCUCGAUGUGGUUGGAGUUCAUUAGCAAUGCAGACAACACCAGUAAAGGUUUUGAACUGUAUUUUACAAGUUUUGAGCUGGUCAAAUGCGAGGAUCCAGGUGUUCCCCAAUUUGGCUACAAGCGAGAGGACAAGGGCCAUUUUGCAGGGAGCACGGUGUCUUACAGCUGUGACCAAGGCUACACCCUGAAAGGCCCUGAGGUGCUGACCUGCCUCCGGGGAGAACGGAGGGCCUGGGAUAACCCUCUUCCCCUCUGUGUUGCCGAGUGUGGUGGCACCCUUAAGGAUGAACCCUCUGGUCGGAUCUUGUCUCCAGGCUAUCCGGGUCCGUAUGAACACAACAUGCACUGUGUUUGGACCAUCGAGGCGGCUUCAGGGAGCACUAUAAGUUUGCACUUCCUGGUUUUCCACACGGAGGAGGUCCAUGACUUGCUGCGAAUUUGGGAUGGUCCCCAGGACGGAGGGGUCCUGCUAAGGGAGCUGAGUGGCUCAGCAUUGCCCCCGGACAUUCACAGCACCUUCAACACUGUCACGCUGCAGUUUACCACAGACUUUUUCACCAGCAAGCAAGGCUUUGCUCUGCAGUUCUCUGUCUCUACUGCAACCUCCUGCAAUGACCCAGGCAUGCCAACUAAUGGCACCCGCAGUGGCGAUAGCAGGGAGCCCGGGGACCAUGUGGUGUUCCAGUGUGAUCCUGGCUACCUCCUGCAGGGAGCCAACAGAAUCACCUGCACUGAGAUCAAUGGUCGCUUCUUCUGGCAGCCAGACCCUCCUACGUGCACAGCUCCAUGUGGUGGGAAUCUGACGGGUCCGAGUGGACUGAUCCUGUCUCCAGACUACCCUGAACCUUAUCCUCAUGGAAGGGAGUGUGACUGGACUGUAACUGUCAUGGAGGACUAUGUCAUCUCUCUCAGCUUCAACCAUUUCAGCUUGGAGCCCAGUUAUGACUUCUUGCAUAUCUACGAUGGGCCAGACUCCCUUAGCCCUUUGCUGGGCAGUUUCUACGGCACCGACGUUCCAGAUCGCAUCGAGAGCAGCUCCAACAAUCUCUUCUUGGCUUUCCGCAGUGAUGCCUCCCUCAGCAGCAAUGGAUUUGUUCUGCAGUACACAGAGAACCCCAGGGAGUCCUGCUUCGAACCCGGCCUAGUGCGCAACGGGACGCGGGUGGGGACAGAUUUCAAGCUAGGCUCCGCUGUCACCUACCACUGUGACAGUGGCUACACACUCGAGGGAGACCCAAUGCUUACCUGCAUCAUGGGGAGAGACGGCAAACCGAGCUGGAACAAACCCAAACCCAUCUGCAUCGCGCCAUGUGGUGGACAGUACACUGGUUUAGAGGGAGUGGUGUUGUCUCCUGGUUACCCUGGCAACUACAGCAGGUCUCGAACCUGUUUGUACUCUGUAGUCGUGCCCAAGGAUUAUGUGGUCUUCAGUCAGUUCGCCUACUUCCAGACGGCGCUGAAUGACAUCGUAGAAGUUUACGACGGGCCAACGCAACACUCCCGUGUGCUGAGCUCACUUUCUGGAUCGCACACAGGGGAAUCGUUGCCCUUGGCGACCUCCAACCAAAUCCUGAUUCGCUUCACCUCCAAAGGCCAAUCCAGCUCUCGAGGAUUCCAUCUUGUCUACCAGGCUGUUCCCCGGACCAGUGCCACUCAGUGCAGCUCCGUCCCCGAGCCCCGCAACGGUCGACGUAUGGGCAACAACUUUUCAGUCGGUGCCUUGGUCCGCUUUGAAUGCAACCCAGGUUAUCUGCUGGAGGGAUCAAGUGUCAUUGAAUGUUUGACUGUUCCCAACGCUCUGGCUCAGUGGAACACCUCCAUACCCAGCUGCAUCGUUCCAUGUGGUGGUAAUCUGACCCAAAGAACUGGCACCAUCCUGUCUCCUGGAUUCCCCGAACCAUACCUCAACAGUCUCAACUGUGUUUGGAAGAUUACUGUUCCUGAAGGCUCAGGAAUCCAGAUCCAGGUAAUCAGCUUCGUCACAGAGCAGAACUGGGACUCGCUGGAGGUUUUUGAUGGCGGCGAUAACACGGACACUUUGCUUGGCAGCUUCUCAGGCACCACAGUUCCAGCUCUACUCAACAGCACCUCCAAUGAGCUCUACCUGCACUUCUUCUCUGAUAUCAGCGUAUCUGCAGCCGGAUUCAGGCUGGAAUACAAAACUGUUUCUCUGACAAACUGUCCAGAGCCUAUAGUUCCUAUGAACGGCAUUAAGAUUGGCGACCGUCUUCAGAUGAAUAAUGUGGUGUCCUUCCAAUGUGAACCAGGCUACACUCUACAGGGGAACUCCCACAUCACCUGCAUGCCUGGAACUGUCAGGCGAUGGAACUACCCACCUCCUCUUUGCAUUGCUGAGUGUGGAGGAAUCCAUGAGGAGAUAGAGGGAAUGAUUCUUAGUCCUGGUUUCCCUGGCAACUACCCUAGCAACAGUGACUGCACCUGGAGAAUCUACCUGCCAGUGGGUUAUGGAGCCCACAUACAGUUCCUUAAUUUCUCCACUGAGGCUAACCAUGAUUUUCUUGAAAUACGUAAUGGGCCUCUGGAUACCAGCCCUGUGAUUGGUCGAUUCAGCGGUCAAGAUGUCAUCUCCCCUCUUCUCACCACCUCCCAUGAGACCACAGUAUACUUCCAUAGUGACCAUUCACAGAACAAACCAGGCUUCAGGUUUGAAUACCAAGCAUAUGAGCUGCAGGAAUGCCCAGACCCAGAGCCAUUUCGUUAUGGAGUAGUGGUUGGUGCUGGAUAUAAUGUGGGCCAGUCCAUUUCCUUUGAGUGUCUGCCGGGGUAUCAGCUGAUGGGACACGCCAUCCUCACCUGUCAGCAUGGUACAACCCGCAACUGGGAUCAUCCUUUUCCUCGCUGUGAAGUCCCCUGUGGUGGGAACAUCACCUCAGACAAUGGGACCAUUUUCUCUCCUGGAUACCCAGAGGAGUACCCCAGCUCGGCUGAUUGCUCCUGGCUGAUCACAGUGGCUCCAGGCUCUGGUAUCAAACUGAACUUCACCUUGCUUCAGGUUCACGGGCCACAUGACUUCAUCACUGUAUGGGACGGUCCACAGGAGACAGCCAGGAAACUGGGUAUUUUCACUGAUGGAGAACCCAAUGACUCUCCCAGUAGCACAUCCAACCAGGUGCUCAUUCGUUUCCGUAGUAACACAGAAAAGGGCGGAUUGUUCCGUAUUGGUUACCAAGCUUACAGACUGCAGUACUGCCUGCCCCCACCCAUCAUUCCCAAUGCGGAGAUCCUGAUGGCAAGCAAAGAGUUUAAAAUUGGGGAUAUCGUCCGCUACAGAUGUCUUCCCGGCUACCAGUUAAGUGGGAACAGCAUUUUGACCUGCCGCUUAGGAACACACUUGGAAUUCGAGGGGCCUCCGCCGUCUUGUGACGUGACUUGUCCCAUGAACGAGGUGCGUACAGCCUCCACGGGGGUCAUCAUGAGCCAGUCACCGGGCAACGGUUUUCCCCAUUUCGAGUCCUGCUCCUGGGUGGUGAAAGUAGAACCCGGAUACAACAUCACACUCACGAUUGAACACUUCCAGACCAGCCGGCAGUUUGAUGAGCUCGAAAUUUUCAAUGGUCCUUCCAGACAGAGCCCCCUCCUGCUCACCCUCAGUGGAAACUACUCCAGUCCCCUGAGCAUCACCAGCUCAAGUAAUAAAGUCUACCUGCAUUGGUCCUUUGAUCACACGACCAGCCACAAAGGCUUCCACUUACGCUACUCAGCGGCCUACUGCAGCCCUCCAAACAACCCUGUAAAUGGCACAGUGCACAGCCUGACAGGCACUAAGCUGGGCAGUACACUACGCUUCAGCUGUGACCAGGGCUUCCGGCUUAUUGGUCAGAGCAGUGCCACGUGUGUCAGGACAGCCCAAGGGAUUUUCCAGUGGAAUGCACCUGUGCCUCUUUGCCAAGUCAUGUCUUGUGGAAUGCCGGUUCCUCCAGUUAACGGCAGCAUUGCUGGCCAGGAGUUUUCUCUUGGGGCGAAGGCUACCUACCAGUGUAAUCCGGGAUUUCGGCUUUCCGGGCCCAUCACCACCUCUCUGAUCUGUCAAGAAUCCGGAAGGUGGAGCCCCAUUGAGGCCCCACCCAGAUGUCUUUCGGUUACCUGCCCAGACAUCGGCCACUCUGCUGUGGAACACGGAAGAUGGCGACUAAUCUAUGGCACGCAAAACCAAUAUGAUGCGAUGAUGAUGCUUGUAUGUGAUCCAGGGUAUUACUACAGGGGUCAAAGGAUCAUUCGCUGCCAGGAAAAUGGCACAUGGAACUACCCUGAUCCUCACCCAGUCUGUGACAUCAUUUCCUGUGGGGACCUUGGCACUCCACCAAAUGGUAACAAGAUUGGGACAUUGACUGUGUAUGGAGCCACAGCUAUUUUCUCCUGUAAUACAGGAUAUACCUUGGUGGGCUCUCGAGUACGAGAGUGUAUGUCCAAUGGUCUUUGGAGUGGAACACAGGUCCAAUGUCUCGCGGGCCAUUGUGGCUCUCCGGAGCCAAUAGUGAACGGACAAAUCAUUGGGGAGAAUUAUAAUUAUCGAGGCAGCGUCGUCUACCAAUGCAACCCAGGAUUUCGUCUCAUUGGAGUGUCGGUGCGAAUAUGUGAGCAGGAUCACCGGUGGUCAGGACGAACUCCUGUUUGUGUCCCCAUCACAUGUGGUCACCCUGGCAACCCUACAUUUGGUACAACCCAAGGUACCCAGUUCAACUUAAAUGAUGUAGUACGUUUUGUCUGCAAUACUGGAUACGUUCUACAGGGGGCUGUUAAGUCUACAUGCCAAGCCAGUGGGCAAUGGAGCAACCCCCUACCCAGGUGUAAAAUUGUGAACUGCACAGAGCCAGGUCAUGUUGAGAACAGCAUUAGGCAGGUUCUGUCCAGUGGAGCACAUCGCUACAGUUUCCAAACCACUGUGUCGUACCGCUGCAACCCAGGCUACUACCUGCUGGGCACCAGCUCUAUUUCAUGCCAGGGGGACGGCACCUGGGAUCGCUCCUUACCCAAAUGUCUGUUGAUGCUGUGUGACCACCCCAGCGUUUCUCCUUAUGCCAAGAUUUCGGGCGACCGUCGAACCGUAGGAUCAGUCAUCCGCUACAGCUGCAUGGGUCAGCGUACUGUCAUUGGCAACACCACGCGAAUGUGCCAGCUGGAUGGGCAGUGGAGUGGCUCACCACCACACUGCUCUGGAGAAUCUUCUGGGCUUUGUGGAGAUCCAGGGGUUCCGGUCCAUGGUAUUCGUCUGGGGGAAGAGUUCACGGUUGGCAGUGUUGUCCGCUUCAGCUGCGAGCCUGGCUAUGUGUUGAAGGGUUCAUCCGAGAGAACGUGUCUGGCCAAUGGGACCUGGCUGAAUACACAACCUGAGUGUCAAGUUAUUUCCUGUGGAAAUCCAGGAACUCCACGAAAUUCCCACAUUCUUAUUCACGAUGGCCUGACAUUCUCCAGAUCCAUCACUUACAGUUGUAGGGAGGGCUACUAUUCUACUGGACUGCUUACAAGACACUGUACUGUCAAUGGCACAUGGACAGGAAACAUGCCAGAGUGUUCAGUUAUCAACUGUGGUGAUCCCGGAGUGCCGGCCAAUGGAGUGAGAUUUGGAACUGAUUUCUCAUACAACCACACAGUCAGUUUCCAGUGUUCCCCUGGAUUUACCAUGGAUGCGGACAGAGCUUCCACUCUCAUUUGUACCAAGGAUCGCACCUGGAAUGGCACCAAACCUCUUUGUAAAGCAAUUGUUUGUGGUCCACCACCCACAAUCCCCAAUGGACAGGUUGUUGGUACGGACUUCACCUGGGGCUCAAGCAUUAGUUACUCCUGCAACCAGGGCUACCAGCUGUCCCUGCCCACUGUGUUAACAUGCCAGGGCAACGGGAACUGGAGCGGAGAGAAGCCACAGUGUUUCCCUGUUUUCUGUGGGGACCCCGGGACACCAGCUCAUGGACGUAGAGAAGACCGUGGUUUCAAUUAUCUCUCGUCUGUGUCCUUUUCCUGCAACCACCCCCUUGUAUUGGUUGGCUCAGCCAGAAGAUACUGCCAGUAUGACGGCACAUGGAGUGGCACUCAGCCAUCUUGCAUAGAUCCCAGUCACACUACCUGUAGUGAUCCUAGCACUCCUUUAUUUGGAAACCAGAACAACAGCCAAGGCUUUCAGAUCGGCAGCACUGUGUUCUUCAACUGCAGGAAGGGCUACUUACUGCAGGGCUCCAUUUCACGCACAUGUCAGCCCAACUUGACCUGGAGCGGCUUUCAGCCUGAGUGCAUCGCCCACCACUGCAGCCAGCCAGAACUGCCAGCCCAAUCUGAUGUGAAAGCCAUCGAACUGCCGUCGCUUGGUUACACACUGAUCUACACAUGUCAGCCUGGCUUCUACCUGGCUGGAGGGUCAGAACACCGAACCUGCAGAUCUGAUGGCAGCUGGUCAGGGAAAGCACCACUAUGUGCAGCUGAUAAUCGUGGGAAGAUUGAAAAAAGCCCUGUGGGGCCUGUGCAGGAGCCCCCCUCCAAACUGCCAGGUAAAAGAGUUCCUAGUGGGGUUUUUGCUAAGAACUCCCUCUGGACGGGCUCCUAUGAGUAUCUGGGAAAGAAGCAGCCAGCCAUGCUGAGCAUCACUGCCUUUGAACCCCUUAGCAAUCGGGUUAACGGGACACUCAUGGAUAGAAGAGGACUUGAACUCAAACUGACAGGGACAUACAAAAAGGAGGAAGCCCAGCUGCUGCUGCAAGUCCACCAGAUCAGAGGUCCUGUGGAGAUUUUCGACAACAAGUUAAAGAUGGACAACUGGGCCAUGGAUGGACAUGUGUCCUACAUCUCUUCCUCCAAUUCCUUUGUGUAUCAGGGAUUUGUCAGAGGAAAAGGCUUUGGCCAGUUUGGUCUACUCAGAGUGGUUGAUCCCAUCAAAGACAGCCCCAGCUACAAUAACAGCAGUUCAGUGGCAGCAGCCAUCCUAGUGCCUUUUAUAGCCAUGAUCAUUGCAGGCUUCGCUUUGUAUCUCUACAAACACAGAAGAAGACCCAAAGUUCCUUUCAAUGGUUACGUGGGCCAUGAGAACACUAAUGGACGAGCUACGUUUGAGAACCCAAUGUAUGACCGCAACAUCCAGCCCACUGACAUCAUGGCCAAUGAGACAGAGUUCACAGUCAGCACAGUGUGCACAGCUGUAUAGCAACAGCUUCUUCUGAGUUAGGGAAGGAAGAAAAAGACCCCAUCCUCGCCUGACCGUCAACAGAAGACAACUCCAGUUCUUUGAGCAGAGGAUGAAAAACGUAUUUCAGUUGCUGUGACACCUUAAGGAAACCAGUGAUGGAGGCUCUUUCCUGCAAGAAACAAAAAAAAAAAGGAAAAUAGAAACCAUGCGAAGGCCCCCUUUUUCAAAGGUCAACAAGAAAAGGCUUUCUGGAACUUUACAUGGUUUCUUGAUCAUUUCCCAUAUUCUGCAGAAAAGCCUCCAUCUGCACCUGCAGCAGGCAGGAGCACUGCUGGAGGCAAGGUUUGGAUGACUUUUCUCACCGCUCUCCGCCUGAACACGAAGGGACUGGUACGGCCGACUGCGAGUCCUGAAAUGAACCAGUAGCAAACAGAUCUGUUCAAAGGUGGCUGUGUGGCAGACCGCCGCGCGGUGGUUUUCUGUGGGUCUGAGAGAACCCGUCUGGACUAGGUCAUUUCAUUUGUCUUUUUGUUUUGCAGCUUUCUGCUCCUCUUUUUUUUUUUUUUAAUCUUUGACGAUUUAUUCCAUUUCCUUCGAGCAUUUGCUCCUGAAGCUGCUGAAAGGUUGCUCCCAGUUCCUGGCUGUGGGUGAAUUAAAAUUUCAGUAAGCAUUAGAGACACUCACUUAAUCAUUACGUUCUCUGCUUUACUUUUUACUUUUUAGGGGUUAAAAAGUAAAAAAAAAAAAUAAAAGCACUCCGUGAGGGUGCUGGGAGAAUGUAUGUGUCGAUGAAUUUCUUCAAACAUCUGCAACUGCAGACUCACUUUGCUUUUGUAACCUCAGAGAUUUCAUCCAAACCAACAGAUGUUUUCUAAUUGGUGCAACAAUUGCUUGCGGAUGUUUUAAGAUAUCUCUGUUUGAAUGAAGGGAACCACUUUGUUAGCCUCGCAAAACUAGACAAUUAAAAUGUAAUCCAGAAAACAUGUGAAUAACCUAUAAAACACCUCGGCUUCAACUUUUAAUCCCCAAGUUUUUCUUUGAUAGACUGGACAGCAGCGUUCCAACUACACCCCAAAAGGUUGAAUUGAAGGUGCUUUCGGUCUGAGGAAAGUACGAGACAUUGUACAUCUUCCCUUCCAAGAAAACUUCUGACAGUUACAUCCAUUUGAAGAAGAGUAAUGUUUCUGUGUUUUGUCUUGCUCAUCAGAAAAAAUGCAGCAGAAAGCUGUUUCCCCGCUCUAACAGCAGGGGAGUCGCUGGCAUACUGAUUCCUCCCACACUUUAAAUUGAAAAUGAUAAAUCUUAUAUGGAAUAAAAAUGACGAUGCCUCUAAUUGUAAUACUCUUUAUGUAAAAGAGAUAAAGUAACACAAUACAUUUGUUUAUUUCUUUAUUUUCCUUCUUUUUUUUAAGACAAAACAGAAGGAAAAUGUCAUCCUAUCCAUCAGCAUGAACUCUUCCUCAUCUUGUCAAUGAUGUCUGCUGAGUUUCAAAACACUAUUAUAGAAUAAUACAAUUCUGUGACCCAUGUGUGCAGAGAAUGCAAAAAAAGAAGUGUGAUUUUCAAAGAUGCUGCUCCGAGCAAUUCCCUAAUUACUUUUCGCAGACAACGCUGCGCAAUUAGAAUAGUGCUUGAACUUCACUGGACCAUAAUGAGCCAUCACUUGCAAUUAGCUUUUAUUUUGCUGUGCUUUGUUGUCAAACCAUGAACUCAUUCUACCUUCAUCGUUGCUUAUUUUGACACAUCCUCAAUUACGGUGUGUCGAUUUUCAGAGACCAAAAAUAAGCACCGCCGAGCAUCCUCCAUAAUCUUUGGCUUUUGUUCUUUUUUGGUGCGCUUUGGAAAUGCAGGGAAAGUGAGGUGAAAUGAGUUUUUGCUCAUGUAUAUAUUAUGCAAAGUGGCACUCGCAGCCAAAUUUGACCUCCAUGGCAACAGAUGUUUCGAUGAGUACGUCAUUUCUCUCAGAAAGCCUGCUCAGUAAAAACAGUCACCUCAUUGUGUCUCAGUCACUCACUGCGGCUUGGAAUAGCUUUUAAUGUUUGGUUACUUUAAAGGUUGCUCUCAACCAUAGCAGCACAUUUUUGUCAUAUUUAGUCAUACUUGUGCUGUUGUUUGAUUCUUUAAAAGCUAGAACUUUCGAAGAUUUCAUUAUUUCUCUGUUUGCCUUAGUUUUUUAGGACACUUUGGACUGACUUCCCUCCUUCCCAAGGCAACAAUUGUUACAAUAAUACAUGGAAUUGAACAAACAUGUUAGAAGUGCAUGGAGGAGGCCAUUCCGCUAAUUUUAUUUCCCUUAUUGGUAAAAUGGACUAAGUUUAUUCCAGUAAUUGUUCUCAAAAAGGGCUCAUUUGGAAGAAAAGAUCUUUUUUUUUUUUCCAUUAACUGGUUCCAACCUGUUCCCGUCUAUAAUAAGCACUUUGUGUUCAUUAUAGUGCCUUGACAUAACCCCCAUAGCAUCUGAACUCAGCCUGAGAAGCUCAUUUGUGUUGAUGAAUUCCAAACAUGAUCACAUUCUCACUGAGUCAGGGGUUAUGAUAAUUUGUGUCGGAUAUGAAAAAUAGAAGGUGUUUUCAACUGAGUGGUCAAAUCUCUAUUAUCUCUGCCUGAGUGACCAACUUACCCUUAAAUUCCUGACUUUCUAGAAGAGGCUUUUAUGGAAAAAGCCAAGUGCUUAUUAGACAUGUGUUUGGUUGUGUAAAGACUUUGUAGACCUGCCUACAUGUCUGGAUUGUGUUUUUUGUUAUUAUUAUUAUUUUUUUUAAGAUGCUUUUUUUUUCCAACCAAAGAAACCUCCACAAAAAUGCAUUUUGGUUAAAUUAGUCAUUGAAACAGCUUAUUUGCAUUUCAAGUGUCUGAAACUCUUUUAACUGCAAAUAUUUUCAAAUAUCCUUGCUUUAAUUAGCUAAAAAUGUGAUUUUUAAUCUAACCCAUGAGACCCACUCCAAAUAUUCUUUUAUCUACUGUUAAAGUGAUCCCUUUUAAUUAUGAUUUUACCAUUUUUGGCCAAAAAAACCAACAA
Oryzias latipes (Japanese medaka) is the source of this 14561-nucleotide messenger RNA. It is a transcript of the gene csmd2, whose product is annotated as CUB and Sushi multiple domains 2. NCBI's taxonomy places the organism in Eukaryota, Metazoa, Chordata, Actinopteri, Beloniformes, Adrianichthyidae. The record is from RefSeq and is a predicted model, not a curated record.